AUGGACAAUUCCCUCUGGGACACCACGGUCAUCUCCUAUGAAGGACGUGCUUCACAGGUCUUUAUAUUUGUCAUCUGGAUUACAGCAGACUUUUAUAUUCUCACUAUCAUGUCCUAUGACCGCUACGUUGCCAUCUGCAAGCCCCUGCACUACGGGAGCCUCCUGGGAAGCAGAGUUUGUGCCCAGAUGGCAGCAGCUGCCUGGGGCAGUGGCUUUCUCAAUGCUGUCCUGCACAUGGCCAAUACAUUUUCCCUGCCCCUCUGCCAAGGCAAUGCUGUGGACCAGUUCUUCUGUGAAAUCCCCCAGAUCCUCAAGCUCUCCUGCUCAGGUGCCUACAUUAGGGAAGUUGGGUCACUUGUCUUUACCAUUUUUUUGGCCUUUGGUUGUUUCGUUUUCAUUGUGCUGUCCUAUGUGCAGAUCUUCAGGGCUGUGCUGAGGAUGCCCUCUAAGGAGGGCCAGCAUAAAGCCUUUUCCACGUGCCUCCCUCACCUGGCUGUCGUCUCCCUCUUUCUCAGCACUGCUAUGUUUGCAUACCUGAAACCCCCCUACAUCUCUUCCCCAGCCCUGGACGUAGUGAUGGCAGUUCUGUACUUGGUGGUGCCUCCAGCACUUAACCUCCUCAUCUACAGCAUGAGGAGCAAGGAAGUCAAGGAUGCCUUGAUGAAACUUAUGCCUAGGUGUGUUUAA
Messenger RNA from Cygnus atratus (black swan), 687 nucleotides. RefSeq names its product olfactory receptor 14C36-like. Lineage: Eukaryota; Metazoa; Chordata; Aves; Anseriformes; Anatidae. Gene Ontology annotation, cellular component: membrane. Gene Ontology annotation, biological process: G protein-coupled receptor signaling pathway. Bases 1 to 687 code for a protein of 228 amino acids. The transcript has a single exon. The record is from RefSeq and is a predicted model, not a curated record. Gene Ontology annotation, molecular function: G protein-coupled receptor activity; olfactory receptor activity.